AUGGCUACAGAUGCAAAAAGAAAGAAAAAUCAGAAGAAGAAGGCCAGACAGAAACAGAAGAAAGCUGAACAAAAAGCUCUCCAACAAACUACAGAAAGUAGCAGUGCAGGAACAGAAAUAUCUGAAUCAACAGAAGAAGAUUCUACAACCAUUCCUACUACUGAUAAUUCAGUAAUUUCAAGUAUCCCACAUGCCGUUACCACUGUUUUAGAUGACAUAGUAGAUAAAACUCAACAAGAAGUGGUUCCACAACAACAAGAACAACAACAUGAUGACUUGGAUUCAUUUAUCGAAGACAAGGAUAAUACUAUUGAUCUUGAAGCUGAAAAUAAAUUACCUAAACAUAAUUCCAUUGUGGAAUCAAAUACUAUACCUGAGAUGGAAGAAAAUCAACAAUCAGUUGAAGAAACAGAGUCUCAGAUUCCCGAUCUAUCUAUGGAACAAUCAUUUACUCAUAACACGAUAGAAAUGCAUGAACCGAUUCCAGAACACACAGCAAAUAUACUUAACACGGAAAGCCCUUCUCUUCAAACAGAAGAAACAGAAGAAAUUAAAGAACAACCAUUAUUGUCGAACGAAGUACCUGAACUUGUUGAUGAGAAUGCUGUAAUGAAUGAGACAGAAACAAAGGAAGAAAUGGAGAUUACUCAACCUAUUGAUACUUCUAUCACGGAGCAAAUCAUAGAGCUACCAAAGGCAGAUGUCAAUACACAAGAAACUAGUUUAGAGAAUGAAUUUCAUAUGGAACCAAUUGACAACACCAACAUGAUAGAACAAGAUGUCUUUACAAAUGAAACUAAACAAAGAGUACAUGAUGUGGAAUCUGGAGUACCAGAGGCAAAGGUAAGUAAUAAUAACGAAUUAGAGAUGAAUGUUUCGAAUGAUGAAGUUGGUGGUUACAUGGGACUUAAAUCUGAAACUGAAAAUCCUAUUCUAAACCAGAUACCUACUGAAGAACCUAUGAACAUCGACAGAGAAGAAAGUUUGUUGCUAGAAGAGGAUUCAUCAAUCAACAAAAGUUUUGAAAAUACUGUCGUCCACUCUGAAUUGUCUUAUGAUAGUUAUAGUCAGAACGAAACAAAUUUCCAAACACAUGGCAACCGAACUGAUGAUUCAAUGAAUAUGAACCAUCAUCAAGACGAAAUUUUAUUCAGUCAGAAUAAUGAAGUUGAAGUAGAGACGAUGCCAUGGGAACAAGAAAAGAGAGAACCAAUUGCAUUGGAAACACAAUUACAGGACAAUUACCAAGAUAAAGAAACCAAUAAUACGAAUGAUUUUUAUGAACAAACCGAACAACCGGCAACAAUUCACAGCGAGUUGUUUACUAAAACAGAAGAUCCACUCAAUCAGAAUAUUGUUCCAGAAAGUACGAAAACUGAACAAGAGACCGAUAUACAAACAGGGAAUAUUAUCCAGGGUACAAGUAACUCAAAUUCCUUAUUUGCAGCUGAUAAUGAACAAGAUGAUGAACUACUACCAUGGGAGGUAGAAACUGAUACAAAUCCUGAAAUAGUGAGCAACCCAGUUGCAACUUCACCAGAGUUGCAACAGGGGGAUUACGCUUUACCAGAUAAUAGUAACCAAGAUGUUACUAUUACUGAUAUACCUACGGAGAUUCAGCAAGCUAAUAGCAACCCACAAAGUACAACCGCAGUUGAAAAUGAAAACAAUACUGUAGACACUACAAAAAAUAAUUUCUCUUUUAUGGAUGAUGAUGAAGAUCUUCUUGAGGAUGAUGAUAGCUUUUUAGAUUCAGAUGAGGAGUUACCAACUGACUUGGAACCAAAGACUACAGUACAAGAAGAUCAACAAUUUAAUUCAAACGUUGAAACAUCAUUUACCACCAACGUUAGUUCAAGUCUAAAUGUAUCCAAGUAUGCGCCACAAGGAACCACCAGUUUAGCUCAAUCCGUGGAAGUACCAAUGGAAAGAUCAGGGAUUGUACAACCUCCUCCAAUGAUAUUUAGCAACACUAUACAACAGCCCCAGAUUGGCUCUCAAACUCCAUCAACGCAAUUACAAACUUCCGUCAAUUCUCAAAAGACUGUAGAAACUAUAAAUAAGGCAAAACAGAAAUCUGAUGCUUAUGAUUUCCCAAGCGAUUUACUUGGUUCAAAUCCUAAACCAAUUCAUGCAAAAGCUGUGGCUACACCAACUAUGAGAUACGGCUCCAUCCCUUCAAUGGAUAUGAACCCUCCUUCAGUCAGAAAGACGAGUAUCCCAUAUAGUCCAUUACAAACUAGUGCCGCCCCACCUCCUCCUCCAAUGACCCAUAAUAAAAGACAUUCCCAACAACACGUUCAAAUUUCAACUCCAACUAUGAACCAACCCCCGGUAAGAAGUAGAGUAUCUAGUGGAGUUGGCAUGAUACAACCUCAGGCACCUCUAACUGUUGGUAUUCCCCAACCGGGGAUGCCUUAUGCAAGACAGAGAGCAACGAGUAUUUUGUCUAACGGGAGUGGUAUGGGCAUAUAUCCACCUGCUACUACAUAUACACAACCAUUAUCACCCCAAGGUGGAAAUACGGUUGGAACCCCGGCUAUUCCUUCAAAGAAAAGCAAAUACGCUCCUGCCAGCAAUGUACAACAACAGGUUGUAAACCAGCAACGUAGUUACACCCAACCUCCUACUGGAUAUGUCUCAGGGCAAUCUAUGUUAAAUAGUAAUGCAGGAAUGAUGACACAGCCUAUAUUUCCUCCUAAUGGUAAUACCCAGAUCAACGCCAUGCAACAGCCAGUAUUGCCACCGACAAGUUUCAUGUCUAGCCCUACCAUGGCCAACCAAGGUCCAAUCAGCUCUAAUGCAUAUUCUGUAAAUCAAGUACUCCAAAAACCGAAUAAUAUUCCUGUAGUGAAACAGCAAUAUUAUCCACCAACCAGCCAAAAUAUUACAAGCAAUCAACAAAUACUAAAAACUCACGAAGCACAAUUAAACCAUAGAAGUAAUUACGCACCUCAGGUAUCCCAAACAGAAUAUCCAACCGGGUUGGGUAUUAAUGCACAGUCUCAAGUCCCUAUGCAACAAGCACUUUUUCAAUCUAACACAGUCCAAACAAGUGCGGUUGAUCACCAAAGUCUUUUGACACGCCAGUUCCCAUUGUUUUGUUGGGGCAAAUCCAAUAAAAUUGUAUAUGGUAUACCUGAAGCAAAUUCAAUGUAUUCUGGAACUGGGUUUUCACUGAAUACAAUUAAUAUUGUGAACUAUGAUUCUAUUUUAAUCACAUCUGAUGUUAUGAAAACAUAUAUUGGUCCCUUAUCACCUAAAACAAAAAAAGUAGAACUUGAGAAGUGGUUGGAUUCUAUGCUUAACAAUAUGCCCGAAGAUUUUAAUGAUACUACAUCAUUAAUAUGGAAUAUACUGAAGGGUUAUGUAAAUGGAACGGCCGAUCUUGAAUCUAUUGCAAAUAUGCUAUGUGACACAACUUCAACUAGAAUGUACGUUACACAGCCAUUUACUCUUCCUAAGCCUGUGGCAAAUGCCAGCCGCCUAGAGCCAAAUACACAAAAUAGAGUUUUAGCGCUACUUCAAAUCGGUAACUAUGAAGAUGCUUUGAACAUUGCAUUAGAAGGUCAAGAUUUUACAAUGGCAUUAUUGGUGGGAAGUUUAGCUGGUAAGGAAACGUGGUCUUCUGUGGUAGAUUCCUACUUAAGAAUGGGAUCUCCAACUUAUUCUGAUCAUGGCAUUAAUGUACUGUCGUUACUUUUUCAAGUUUUCAUUGGUAACUCUAAAAUUGCCAUUGCUAAUAUUUAUAACAACCAAGAACAUAUCACAUGGGCUAUUCAAAAUUGGAGAUAUAUCGUCUCCGUUAUCCUAGCAAACGCUAAAUCAGUCACGGGAAGCACUACAUUAAAAGUAGGACAAUUACCUCCAAUGAUCCUAGAGUUUUUAGUCGAAUUUGCUAUUUUCCUAUACAAACAAGGCUUAAACUUGGAAGCUGACAUACUAUUUGUCAUUGCCCGCAUACCACUUUCCUUUUCACCAGUAAUUACUGGUUCUGACGUGUAUUUCAAAUACAUUGGUCAACCUUCAACAACCGAAAGUUUAAUAUGGUCUGAAAUUUACGAAUAUACGAGAAGCAUAACAGAACCUACAUUCAAAGGCUUCCCAACACUUCUAUCCCAAAAAAUGAACUAUGGGUUUGCACUAGAACAACAAAACUUGUCCUCACAAGCAGCUAAAUACAAUGAGAAUGUUGCUACAAAGAUCAAGUCACUUCCAAGAAAAGAUGCGUACGCUGCCAAUUUGAUGAACAGCUCAAACAUUUUGACGGCUAGAAUUAAUAAUUCAAGUACAGGUUGGCUAGGUAAACCAAAGUUAAGCAGUGUAUGGGGACAAUUAGAUAAAUCCUUUAACAAGUACAUCGGUGGUGAUGUUGAUAAAAAACCUACUCAAACUCCAGAAAAGGAUGUGUUUGGGACAUAUACGCCUUAUACUUCCAACCAUUCAUCUGUGGUAGACUUAGACCAGACAAAUCUUAAUCAAUAUCAGCCUCAAGGGAAUUAUAGACCAUUAGGGCAAGUAGCUCACCAUUCCACAACCCCGGGGAAUGUUCUUUCGAUGGAGCAUUUGAAGAAAGCUUCUCACCAUACAUUUGGCGAACAGAACCAUUAUGAAACACCUUUACGAAUUGGUGAAAGUUUACAGGGUUCGCCUGGUAGAACAUACACCACCGAAGUAGGUAGACAUGUACCAACCCCACAUAAUCCACUACCUAGAGUUCAAAGUGAAAUUUUUGAAACAAAUAAGGUUGCUCCACCACCCAUAAUUAGAGGUGAUACGAGUAACUUGGUAUUGCAGAGAUCCGUCACACAUGAUCACUUAAAUAUGGAGGUAACGGAACCGAUGACUACAUUAGCAAACGAUAUUGCAAAUAUCGGACCACCACAACCUCUAAAUAGACAGGCGGUUACUUCGGGGCCUCUUUCGGGACCACCAAGAAGAUCAUCAAAUGUGUCGGUUCAUUCAGAAGUUCCUCCACCACCAAAAGGUAGACUAAAUAAGGGGAAGUCUUCUCAUCGUCAACCUAACAAUAAUGCAAUUUCGAUAGAUCAGCUGACAUCCUUACAAACUACUCCAUCAAGUAAUACUCUAACUGGAAAUGUACCUCCAAUAUCAGCGGUUUCUCAGUCGGCAAUGAAAAGAACUCCAGAAUCUGACAUAACAAGUAAGACAUCAAUUACCAUGGAACAUUCAAUGAGAAAUGAAUUGACAGACCAUGUAACAAAUCUACCAGUUGAAAUUAAUUCGUUUAAUGACCUAAUAAAGGAGGAUACGCAAUUGGAAAAGACUGAUAGUUCUAAUAAGCUCAACCUAAAGGAAAAUGAAAAAGAAGUUAAUGACCAAGAUGUAAUUACAGAAGAAAACACUAAGAAUAAUCCAUCUCAACAUGAUAUAAAUGUCCUUGAUCAUAUAAAUGAAGACACACAGAACGAUGAAUUGGAAAGUCCUAAUCUCAGCGAACCUCCUUUAGAACAAGGCCUACCUAGGGAAAAUGAAGAGAAAAUUGUUAGAAAUGCUACUGAUCUAAAAACCAUCGACGACUCUAUUUCUGACGGUAAUGUUACAGAGAAGUCGGAUGACAUUUCCUAUUCAAGAGUUAAUGUUCAUGAGAGAACAGAGUUUUCAGAGGAUGAUAACUUAAAAACCAAAAUAGGUGUUACAGCCAUUCAUUCUAACGAUCAAGAGAUCGAAUCCCCUGAAAAAGAUACAUUACAGCAGAUGGACCAUACUGUACUGGAUAGUAACGAAGAGAAGAUCCAUCAAUCACUUGAAUUCGCACCAGAGGAGAUCACGGAAACCGCUGAAGUACCACCAGCCAUUUUACAAACUACCAAAAAUGAAAUGAAUGAUGGAAUAUUGGCUAUUGACCCCACUAAUAUCACACCUCAAAAUGAGCAAGAAGAAACCGAAGAAAUUCCACCAGUUGAGAAAACAGAAGAGAUUAUGGAUAAUUCAAAACCACCUAAUAUCAUCGCAGAAAAUAAGGUCAGCAUAGCAAAGAAACACAAUGCAUAUGCUCCAAACAAUGCUAAAACUAAGCCAAAGGUUAAAAACAAUCCAUAUCUUCCAAAGAAUGCCACCUCGAAUCAGAAUUUAAACACUGAACAGUUCCCAGAACUAUCUGGUGAAACGAAUAUGUUCACAUAUAAUAACUAUGUACCAUCACCAUAUUCUAACUCCGAAAAUGAAAAAAUUGCGGAAGAUUCCAGUGAUCGCUCAAAUAUGAACUCAGAGUCCCAGGAAAGCAAUAAUUUCCAACCUUACAUGCAACCACUUUCCCCAGACAUGAUGGGCUCUCCCGUGAACAAUAGUAAUGCUCCAAGAAAAUCAUUUUCAAAUGAUAAAUUUGGACCUAUAAAAGAAGCAGAUGAGGUAUCAAUGGAGACGUUUGAACCUGUUAUAAAAAAGAAUACUGGGAAUAAUUUUAAUACUUUCACUGCAGAAGUAACGAAUACGGAAUACAAUGAUGUCAUCGAGGAUGAAUCUGAAUCAGAAGAUGAACAUAACGGGAAACCAAAUAAUGAAAUCAAGAAAAAUUCUGUGAAGAAAAAUAACGUAAAUGAUCUCACAGGAGAUAAUCAGAGUAUUUGGCGUCGUUGGUUAGGGAAAGACCCUGGCGAGAAAAAAGCUGUUAAGGCUAAAUUAGGUAACGAGAAUAGUUUCUACUAUGAUAACGAAUUAAAACGUUGGGUUGACCGAAAUGCUACCGAAGAACAGAAGAAAGAAAUGGCGGAAGCAUCCAAACCAGGCCCACCUCCACCAAUUAUUAAGCGUAAGGAUUUGGGACCAACUUCAUCACCUCGUGCAAGUGCCAAUCAUAAUAUUGCUCCACCUAGCGCCUUUUCUCCAGUAGUACCAAUGGACCCACUAACAGGUAAACCAUUAACUAGGCCAAGCUCCUCUUCUGAUAAAAUUGAGACAGCCUCUCCGACCGCUGACUCUACUAGUAGGUUUUCUACUAAUCCAAACAUCGAGAGCUUAGUUGGUAAGAAAGCAAAUGACCUUGACGACUUACUAAAGGUUUCAGCAUCUGUGAAUCGUGGUGGGAAGAGAAAGAAGAAGGCUAACAGAGGUUAUGUGAAUGCAAUGUAA
Maudiozyma saulgeensis is the source of this 7092-nucleotide messenger RNA. The record is from the annotation of a GenBank genome assembly. NCBI's taxonomy places the organism in Eukaryota, Fungi, Ascomycota, Saccharomycetes, Saccharomycetales, Saccharomycetaceae.